Molecule: messenger RNA, 1866 nt
Organism: Cryptomeria japonica (Japanese cedar)
Lineage: Eukaryota; Viridiplantae; Streptophyta; Pinopsida; Cupressales; Cupressaceae
Product: beta-glucosidase 18
Exons: 13
Coding region: 57-1655 (532 amino acids)
Biological process (GO): carbohydrate metabolic process
Molecular function (GO): beta-glucosidase activity
Source: RefSeq, a predicted model, not a curated record
AUCUCACACUUUGCCUUUUGUUUCUCAUUUUGCAAUUGCUUUUUCUAGUAUUUGACAUGGAGGAUUGGGCAAUCAUGUCCAAAACAAUAGUUGUGAUUUUGAUAAUGGUGGGUUCAGUUUUAGCCUUAGGUGAUGCAGAGAUUGAUAGAAGCAGUUUUCCAAAAGGAUUCAUGUUUGGAACUGCUACCUCUUCCUAUCAGGUGGAAGGUGCAUAUUUGGAAGAUGGGAAGGGUCUCAGCAAUUGGGAUACUUUUACACACAAUCGCCCUGGAAGUAUCAUGGACCGAAGCAAUGGGGAUGUAGCUGAUGACCACUAUCAUCGUUACUUGGGAGAUAUUGAUUUGAUGUAUUCCCUUGGAGUGGAUUCUUAUCGCUUCUCCAUAUCAUGGUCUCGAAUUCUUCCAGUUGGAAGAGGAGCUAUCAACAAGGAGGGAAUUAAGUUCUACAAUGAUCUUAUCGAUGCAUUGCUCUCCAAGGGAAUAGAACCGUUGGUGACAUUGAAUCAUUAUGACCUACCACAGCACUUACAGGAUGAAUAUGGCGGCUGGUUAAGUCCCAAAAUUAUAAAGGACUUCGAAGCAUUUGCAGAAAUUUGCUUUGCAGCUUUUGGGGACAGAGUGAAAUACUGGGUGACAUUCAAUGAGCCAAAUGUAUUUAUUGAGAAGGGUUAUCUAACGGGACUUUACCCACCAGCUCGGUGUUCUUGGCCUUAUGGGAAUUGCAGUGAGGGCAAUUCAAAAACAGAACCCUACCUGGCUGCCCAUAAUGUUAUAUUAUCACAUGCAGCAGCAGUAGAUAUCUACAGACAAAAAUAUCAGAGUAAGCAUGCAGGAUCUAUUGGUAUUGUGAUAUCUACUGUAUGGUACAAGCCUAUGAGGAAUCAAACAGAUGACAGAGUUGCAGUGCACAGAGUGUUAGCAUUCGAAACGGCCUGGUUUCUAGACCCAAUUGUUUAUGGGCAUUAUCCUCCUGAAAUGCGCCAAAUGUUAGGACAGCGUCUGCCUACGUUUUCCAGGCAAAUGCAGGAGAAAUUGAGAGGAUCUUAUGAUUUUAUCGGCCUUAACCAUUACAGCACAUUGUACGCCAGGGAUUGCCUCUUUUCUCAUUGUUUGAAAAUAACCAGUUAUCCGGAUUGUCUCGUCUAUAUAACUGGUGAGAGAGAUGGAAUACCUAUUGGUGAGCCGACGGGCAUGGAUGGGAACUUUGUUGUGCCGGAAGGUAUAGAGAAAAUUGUCAUGUACGUGAAACAAAGGUAUAACAGCCCAAUUAUAAUCAUCACAGAAAAUGGGUAUGCUGAACGGAAUGAUUCCUCGGCUUCACCGGCAGAUGUUGUAAAUGAUGUUGGAAGAGUUCAGUAUUUGAAAAGCUACCUAACAUGUCUGGCAGCCGCCAUACGAAAAGGAGCAGAUGUGAGGGGCUACUAUGUGUGGUCAAUUCUGGAUAAUUUUGAGUGGAUCUAUGGCUACACUCAACGUUUUGGCCUUUAUCAUGUUGAUUACACCACAGAAAAACGACUUCCUAAGCUUUCCACCAACUGGUACAAAAGCUUCCUUAACAAAAGCCAAGGAUCAUAUCACUUUCCACAGGUCAAGAAAACAACCAACAAGCUAAAGGAACUCUUUACAGAUAAGCUGAAAGCUACAUCUGUGAUCUGAUUGUGAAUAUAUUCUCUGUGGUUGAUCUCAUAUUUCUGUUAAUCACCAUCUGCAUGGUAAUCCGAUUGUGACUUUACACAUUUUAAUAAUCUCCUACUUCUGUUAAUCGCCAUGUACAUGGUGAUCCGAUUAUGACUUUAUAUACUUUGAUUAAUCUCACAUUUCAGUAUAUAAUUCAUUUUUAUUAGAAAUGAAAGAACUAUUGCCUCGA